This is a messenger RNA of Lutzomyia longipalpis, 2445 nucleotides long. It is a transcript of the gene HLH54F, whose product is annotated as transcription factor 21. Gene Ontology annotation, molecular function: RNA polymerase II transcription regulatory region sequence-specific DNA binding; protein dimerization activity; DNA-binding transcription factor activity, RNA polymerase II-specific. The transcript is spliced from 3 exons. Lineage: Eukaryota; Metazoa; Arthropoda; Insecta; Diptera; Psychodidae. Gene Ontology annotation, biological process: developmental process; regulation of transcription by RNA polymerase II. The record is from RefSeq and is a predicted model, not a curated record. The coding region runs from base 138 to 620 and encodes 160 amino acids.
AGUGAGAUUUGAGAUCAUGCGAUGAGCUAUUCAAGUGUGCGGAGAUUUUUCAUUGUGCAACAGAAACGCAAAAAAGUGAUUAUUUAGUGAUCCUCAAACACCUGAAGUGAUUAAAAGAAAAUAAGGAAGAAAAGAAAAUGCCGCGAAGGAAAAGAUCAUCAUCGACGAGUUGUGAUAUUUUUGAGGAUGAUUUUGAUGAGGAUUUAGGAGAUGGUGGGAAUCAGCAGCAAUUGCCAAUUCAGAGAAAUGCCGCAAAUGCUCGUGAAAGGGCCAGGAUGAGGGUCCUCUCGUCUGCCUUCUGUAGACUCAAAACAAAACUCCCAUGGGUGCCGCCAGACACCAAAUUGUCCAAACUGGAUACACUACGCCUGGCAAAAGGAUACAUUCAGCAAUUGGAAGCAAUCCUAGCUGGGGAACCGAUUGAGGAUAAUCUCCAAAUUGCAUCACAUCACAAUAAUUUGACAUGGCCCUUCAUCUUCCAGAAUGCAUACGAUCAGAGGCAGGUCCUUCAUCAUGCAAAUAUUCGUCAAAAUAAUGGUAUUAUCCUCAACAAGGAGCAAGAAUUCCACCAUCAAGAUGUGAAUGUUCACACAGGAUCGUCUCUUUCAACGAAUUCUUAGCAAUUUUUGGACCUUUCUUUUAGUUCUAAUACAAUAAAGCUUCUAAAAUAAUUUUAUUUAUUAAGGAAUUUAUUAGAUCUUUUACUAUUAGUUGGUAAUUUUCUUCAACUAGCUAAGCUACUUUUAAGGCAGGAUUUAUGAGCAAUUUUUGAGUCAACUUUCCAACGAAAAAUUUCAAUCAAUUGAUUUUAUUUUUUCUUUAAUUUCCCAUCUAAAACAGACCCUGAAGAAGAUUUGAGCACGAGAAAAAUUUUAUUUUUUUAUGAGCAACUUAAAAUAUUUAAUGAACAUAAGAAAGGACAAAUUGUUCCUUUAUUGUUCGGGAUAAUUAUUAUUGAGCAAUCCUUUAAUAUAUUUUUUAAAAAGUCUUUUAAGCCCCUUAGCGAUAGAAUAAAUUGACCAUUUCAAAGGAAUUAUUCAAAGAAAUAAAAGAAAUUUUAAAAUUCAGUCUUCCUUCGUCUAUUUAACGUCAAUUUGUUGAUUUUUCGAUACAGAUGGGCCCUUCCUCAGGGUCUACAGGAAUUCAUAUCUAUUAAUACAAUUUUGAUAUUAUAUUUCCAUUUUUUUUAACUUUAAAAGAGUCUAACAAACUCAUCGAAGAAAUAUUAGCGUGAAUGUUUUGAAAUAUAUUACAGGGACAAAAUUGUUUCAUACCCAUAAUAGCCUCCUUUUCCCAUCAAGAGAAGACCUUGAGAAUGAUCCAAUUUGCAUCGAAAUGUCAGCAAGUUGAGGAUAAAAAACACAAGAAAUCGAAUACUAUUUUUUGCAUCGAAACUGCUGAAUUUUCUAUUUAUUUUUGUACUUGAAAUUUUUUUUUCGAGAAACAUUGAAACAUGAGCUUUUUUUAUCACGAUAUUCAUUGCCUAGAUGCUUUCAGAGGACUUUUCUCACUCCGAACGUCUUCUUUGGCCUCUUUUGUGUGAAUUUGAUGCAAUUGUAACUUGCAAAAACAAUUAAAUUCAUAAAUAAUUGAAAAAAUAAAAUGUUUCACGUUUGAGUCUACGUAUGACCCAAAAAAACACGAAAGGGUUAAUAAAACUGUUUCAAUUUAUUCUGUUUCUUUCAAACUUGAUACUUAAAUUCGCAUUAAAUUGAAACAAUAUUUUUUAAGCAACAGACUCCGAAUUAAAGAAAAUAAUUCAAUAAAAUUUUUAGAAUAAGAAUCAUUAAAACUCUUACAAUUUUUUUAAGGAGAAAAACACGAGAUUUUUUCUUCGGAAACCAUUUUUUUAAGAUUCUUUACGACAUUUGAUUCCUUCCUCAGGUCUGCAAUUACGUUAUGGAUAUUCUUUUUUAACUUUUAAAUAAAGCUUUGAAUUAACUGAAGUUAAAUUGUCAAGAAAUAUGUAAAAAAAAUUGAAUGUGACUCUUCAAAACGAAAAUGCAGACCUGAGGAAGGAAGCGUGUGUCUUCGAAAUGUCGCAUUAAUCAAAACAUUAGGAAUUUCCAACGGUCAAAUUCCAUCUUUUACUUCCACAUUUAUAAUGGAAAAUUCAAAGAAUUUCUUUUUAAAUUAUUUUUUUCAAUCAAAAAUUCUUUUGUUUGAAAAGCAUUCUAAUUAAAAUAUUUUUUUCUGUGAAUUUUUCCUCAUAAAUCUUUCCUUUCAAUUAAUCGCUCACAGAGAUAUUUUUAGAAAGAUGAUAAGAGCUUUAAUCUAUCGAUCUGCAAGAGCUUAUGGACUUUGAUAGGGGACAGAUAGGGCUAUCAAUAAGAUAUCUCUUAUCAAUUUACGGGAAAAAUUAUUAGAAUUAAGUACCCAAAACCAAAAAUUAAAAAAAAAGAAUAAAAUAAAUGUAUUAAAACCCAAAGAAUGAAUGCAAUAAAA